Penicillium brasilianum is the source of this 1149-nucleotide messenger RNA. The record is from the annotation of a GenBank genome assembly. Lineage: Eukaryota; Fungi; Ascomycota; Eurotiomycetes; Eurotiales; Aspergillaceae.
CGGCAAUGCCACUCAAGGGCAUACCGGAUCCGAGUGACCGGCCCGUCCCCCUAUAUCUGCCUUGCUUGCCGACGAUUUCAUUCGGUCGCUUGAGUUGAAGAAAUUCUACAUUUAGCCGCCUGUUCGAGACACUCGAAGAUUGCAGCAUAACUUCAACGCCUCUCUACGGAUACAGCAAACGAGCUGAACAUAGCAGCACUUUUUCUUUUCAACUUGCAAGAGCUCGGGUGUGAAAUCAUGACGAUUGACACCGCCCAAAGGCCCACCGGGUCUGUGGUCAUUAUCGGCGCUGGAACUCAAGGCCGACGACUUGCAUUCAUGUGGUCCCAAAGAGGCGGCUCUGUUUGUCUCGUCGAUUUUCAGAGUCAGCAAUUGCAAGACGGUCUGAGCUAUGUCAAUCAGCUUCGUCGCAAUGCAGCAGUCGACCACGAAGCAAAUUGGGGAGAGGUUACGGUUGCCCAUCCAGACUCCUUGGAAUCAGUCCUUCAGGAUGCAUGGCUGGUUGUGGAGUGCGUGCCCGAGAACUGGGCAUUGAAGCAGAAGCUCAUCCCCCAGCUUGAUGGUCUAGCUCCAGCGCACACCAUUAUUGCUUCCAACUCGAGCAGUUACGGAAUUUCCGAGAUUAUCGAGGGCCUAGAUCUGAAGCACAAAAACAGGAUAUUGAGCGCACACUGCUACUGGCCUCCAGAGACCUCAGCAAUUGAAAUCAUGGGACAUCAAGAUACUGAUCCCGCCGCCAUCUCCCUUCUAUUGGAGGAAUGCAGAGCCCAUGGAUUCUCACCCUUUCAUGUAAAGAAAGACUCUAUUGGAUACAUUUACAACAGAAUUUGGGCCGCUAUCAAGCGCGAAACCCUACUAGCACUCUCCGAGGGUGUUUGCACGCCUCGAGAGAUUGACGCAAUUUUCAAGGACGUUCUCAAAACACCCAAAGGGCCUUGUGAACAGAUGGAUGUGGUCGGCCUCGAUGUGGUGUUGGAUAUUGAAAACCAUUAUGCAGACUCCCGAGCUGGUAUCCCUGCCGAGCCGAGAGCGUACCUUCAGAACAUGAUUCAGAGCGGGCGUUUGGGCGUUAAGAAUGGGGAAGGGUUCUACAACUACGGCAAGGAAACCGCCGAUAACAGCAAUGGGAUGAGCAUGCCGAAUCUGUAG